Molecule: messenger RNA, 918 nt
Organism: Cylindrotheca closterium
Lineage: Eukaryota; Bacillariophyta; Bacillariophyceae; Bacillariales; Bacillariaceae
Source: the annotation of a GenBank genome assembly
AUGACCACAUUGUUCAGUCUUUGCUUCAGCGCUGCACUAUUCUCAGCAUCUUUGCAAGAUGCAACUUCGUUCGUUGUCAAAGAUGCCCCCAGAGCCUCUUCUCGAUGCAUGGCCACAGCUGUCGUGGAAACUGUUGAGGAAUCCAUGAUCCAAGAAGCGAGAGACAUGGACCCCCAAAUAGUUGAAAGCAUGCCACCACCUCUUCCCUCCGACUUGAAAAAUAAAUACUACUUCUUGAGACAUGGACUAAGUACCGCAAAUGUGGCAGAAGUCAUUUCAUCAGACAGAUCUCUGGCCUACUCGAAUAGACACGGACUGACCCCGAAAGGAUAUGAGCAGGGAAUGGCAUCGGCCAAGGAAUUGUUGGAUGCUCUAGAGGAAGAAGGUGUCGCAGCAGGUGACAAGGUCGUCUUUCUAUCUUCGCCCUUUGCCCGAGCCAAACAAACGGCCAUGGCUUGUCUAGAUGGAUUGGCCGAACCAGAAAAUCAGGAACGACUCCGCAAUGAAUUUGGUGAUUUAGAGAUUUCGUCGAAAAUUCUCAUGGAAAAUCGAUUGAUGGAACGUUACUUUGGUCGAUUGGACAAUGAGGCCAUUUACACCUAUUCGUAUGUAUGGCCGCUCGACAAGUUCAAUGCGUCCCACACGGCCUUUGACGUCGAAUCCGUCGCUGCCGUCUGUCACCGAUUGUCUGAAGUGGUCGAACGAUGUGAAUCAGAAUUUGAGAAUCACCACAUUGUUUGGGUCUCGCAUGCGGAUGUCUUGCAAAUUGGACAAUUAUAUGGAGCCAAUGUGGAGAAUGUUGGAAUGUUCAGUUCGUACCGAUUCAAGAAUGGAGAGGUUCGGGCGAUGAAGCGGACACCGGAUUCCUUGCCAGACCCAGUGCCAUUGGAGGCACCUUUGCGUGGAACAAAUAUGUAA